Molecule: messenger RNA, 1392 nt
Organism: Saccostrea echinata
Lineage: Eukaryota; Metazoa; Mollusca; Bivalvia; Ostreida; Ostreidae
Product: angiopoietin-related protein 6-like
Exons: 10
Coding region: 1-1392 (463 amino acids)
Source: RefSeq, a predicted model, not a curated record
AUGACGACAGAUGAAGGAGGUUGGACGGUGAUUCAGAAACGAGAAGAUGGCGAUGUCGAUUUUUACAGGACGUGGAAAGAUUAUAAACAUGGAUUUGGGAAUGCCUCUAAAAACUACUGGAUACAUGUAGGGAACGAUGCAGUCCGUGCUUUAACAAGGGAUCAAAACCAAGAGCUUCGAGUAUACCUAAAGAGAUAUAACGGAGAACAGGCUUAUGCGAAAUAUACCACAUUUUACAUCGGAGAUGAAAACAAUAAAUACACUAUAACAGUAUCUGGAUACAGCGGGACGGCGAGUGACAGUUUGGCUUAUCACAAUGGUAUGAGAUUCAGCACAUAUGAUCAGAAGAAUGACAAUGCAGUAGAAGGGAGUUGUGCUAUAGAAUACCGGGGAGGCUGGUGGUACAACUGGUGUCACAAAUCAAAUCUGAACGGAGAGUAUGCGCUGUCUCCUGUGAUUGGUCCAAAAUACCCGACAUGGCUGUACUGGAAAAAUACAUUUGAGGCGCUACAGAAGACUUUUACGUUAUGUCGGUCAGUAGAUUGGAUACGAGAAGAAAAGACAUGUCGUCUUAACACAAGAUUUCCUAUCAAGAAUGUCAGUCCUCUAAUGACAGAGGACAGCAUCAUUCAUGUUGACCGGAAAAAUUUUCCACAGCAUCUUGUGGGUGAUUGUCUAAACUAUUCAUGUACCGAGGAUGCCAUCUGUAUUCGUGGAAACUGUUUACCUGUUUUAGCAGAAAAAAUAUACAAAGACUGCUCGGAGAUUUUGAAAAGAAACUCCAGCAGGAAAGGCCAAGAUGGCAUAUAUAUUAUUUAUGCCGACACCCGAAGAGAGGUCUUCUGUGACAUGACGACAGAUGGAGGUGGUUGGACGGUAAUUCAGAAACGAGAAGAUGGCGAUGUUGAUUUUUUCAGGACAUGGAAAGAAUAUAAACACGGAUUUGGGAAUGCCUCUAAAAACUACUGGAUAGGAAAUGAUGCAAUCCAUGCUUUAACAAGGGAUCAAAAUCAAGAGCUCCGAGUAGACCUAAGGAGAUUUAACGGAGAACAGGCUUAUGCGGAAUAUGCCAUCUUUUACAUCGGAGAUGAAAACGAUAAAUACUAUAUAACAGUAUCUGGAUACAGCGGGACAGCGAGUGACAGUUUGGCUUAUCACAGUGGUAUGAGAUUCAGCACAAAAGAUCAGGAUAAUGACACAAGUGAAGAUGAUGAAAACUGUGCUGAAGUAUAUCGAGGAGCCUGGUGGUACGGCUGGUGCCUCAGAUCAAACCUGAACGGCCAGUAUUCACAGUCUCCUGUUCAUGGUCCUCAGUACCCGGUAUGGCUGUACUGGAAAAAUAGCUUUGAAGCGCUGAAGAAGACUGUAAUGAUGAUAAGACACAAAAACUAA